This is a messenger RNA of Neoarius graeffei (lesser salmon catfish), 1861 nucleotides long. RefSeq lists its product as uncharacterized. The coding region runs from base 451 to 1368 and encodes 305 amino acids. The record is from RefSeq and is a predicted model, not a curated record. The transcript is spliced from 10 exons. Lineage: Eukaryota; Metazoa; Chordata; Actinopteri; Siluriformes; Ariidae.
UAUCCGAAGAAGAGCAGACUAUGAUUUGCACUUGUAAAACCCGUAAUUCGCAACUUGUGAAUGCGCAUCUCAGAGUUUGUAAGUGUAACUUCAGAUCCACACAUCUGCAAAAAGCAAACUGCAAGCAUAUUUCACAACUUGUGAAAGCGCAUCUUCGAAUUUGCACUUGUAACUUCAGAUCUGCAAAGCUGCACAACAGGAUUUGCAUGUGCAGGUUCCUAUUUGCUCGCUCAGUUGCGUCAUCCUUCUCACGUGAUUUUUGGCACGAUUCACUCGGAUGGAUUUGAAGGAAACGAUUUGCGCGCAGAGACCAGGAAUGCCUGUUCUACCACUUUUGUCCAGGAGGUGGCAGUGUGGUUAUUGGCCAUGCAAAGUCGUAUAUAGGGAUAAUAUCUCAAUAAACGGCUCUGUGGCCAUGAAUCUUGGUCUGCGACACGGCGCCACGAAAGCAUGGAGGGAAGAGGUGUUCAACAACGUGUCAGUAUACGGGAUGCAGCACAGAACCUCCUCUCUGUCUUGCAACCUAUUGUCCAGCAAUUGCCAGAUGAACCUGUGGGAACAUCUCAACCGCAAAGUAACCUAACUGCAGGGCAACAGCCUACAGUUCAUCAGGAAAUGGCCAGGUCAUUUCCUGGAUUGUUCCAGAGAGGUCAAAGAGGUAGAAAGAGGCCAUAUGUUGGAGUAAGGCAAAAUGUCUCGGUCUCCAAGACAUGCUCUUUUAUUUUUUACCUGCUUCCAAAGACCAUGAGCCGCACACCACAGCCGUCUGAUGAAGUAUCCUAUUUGAUGUCAGGGCUUGGCCGGAGGAAUGUUUCUAUGUCAGAGGACAGUGACCAUACCCAGAUCACAUCACUUCUAACCCAAGAGUUUCCCAAAAUGGGGAAUUUAACUGGGGGAUGGCUCCUCUACAAAGCCUCAGGAGGCACUGGACAACGCAAGCUAAGCUUGCUUCCACCCGAAGCAGAGGGGUACUCUGCCAGACAGUUAAAAAUUGCUUCUAACAAUGGCAAAAACACACUAUUCAUUAUGCCUCUGCAAGAAGAACUUGAUACAACUCCCCUCCCACAAGAUGACAGUUUCUUUUCAAAAAUGCCGAAAAGUGACUGUAAAAAAUGUGGGUCAAGAAUGCCGGUGCAUGUUCUGCUAGUCCACCUGGAGAAAUGUCAAGGGACACUACAGGACUCUGAAGCAUGUGAUGAGAUCCCAGAGGACAAUGCAACAUGUCCAGUGUGUUCAUGUGUAUUCUCCUCUGCCACAAUUGAAAUGCAUGCCAGCAUGUGUGGUGAGAGGGACAUUGAUCCAUCAGAUGGCACAGUUGGAGGCCCUAGAAGGUCCAUCCAGAAGUUUCUCAGUAGCAGCACCCACUGAUUCUACUACAGAUGAGUGGCAAGUAGCCUUGGACCCUGCUAAAGCUGCCAUACUGUUCAGAGAGGCUCUUCUCAAAACGCAUGACUCUGGACCUCCACUGUGUUUAAGGAUGGAUUUAAGAGAGAGCCCAGAAGACCAGGACAGGACAAUUGUUGCAUUCUAUAAAGCACACCAAAAAAACUGGGCAGGUCCAUUGAAUUGCAAAUUGGAGGGGGACACUGCUAUUGGAGAGGGGGUGACCCGUUUCUUCUCCAUCUGCAUGCAAAAGCUGAGAUCAGGCUUUUCUUUGAACUGUGGAAAUGCCAAUAUCACUCAGCUUUUUGAGGGUGAGCCAGACUACUUGGUUCCUUCGUCAUCACUGCUCGUUGACAGCGACCUUUUCCAGAUGGCUGGAAGGAUGCUGGGACAUAGUUUUCUCCAUGGUGGCCCAGGUUUUGUGGGAAUGAGCCAGGCAAUACUACACGUCCUCCUUGGCGGAAGCCCUGACGUGGCA